Molecule: messenger RNA, 231 nt
Organism: Lepus europaeus (European hare)
Lineage: Eukaryota; Metazoa; Chordata; Mammalia; Lagomorpha; Leporidae
Product: COX assembly mitochondrial protein homolog
Exons: 1
Coding region: 1-231 (76 amino acids)
Source: RefSeq, a predicted model, not a curated record
AUGGCGCUGGACCCCGCAGAUUUAACCAUAUGUUGCAAGGAAUCUGGAAUCUUUACGGUAGUAAAAUGUCGGAAGAAAAAUUCUGCAUUGAAAGAAUAUCUAACUGCUUACUAUAAUGUUCCAGCCUUUUAUGAAGAAUGCAAAAUGGAAUACCUAAAGGAAAGGGAAGAAUUCAUAAAAACUGGAAUUCCUACUAAGAAAAGGCUACAGAAGCUUCCCACCAGCACGUAA